Molecule: messenger RNA, 2769 nt
Organism: Solenopsis invicta (red fire ant)
Lineage: Eukaryota; Metazoa; Arthropoda; Insecta; Hymenoptera; Formicidae
Exons: 8
Coding region: 1044-2084 (346 amino acids)
Source: RefSeq, a predicted model, not a curated record
UGCCAAAGAAAAAAAUUUGUUGUAUUAAUUUUUUUAUAAAAUAAUGUUCCGCUAAAGGAAGUUUAAGUUAGCGGAACAAUACCUUUAUAUUGAAAAAAUUACACGCAAAAAUAACGUCAAAAUUUUUUGCUCAUUUGUUGCUUACAAAAUAUGCUACUCUUGAUAUCGCUGCCUAUAGCGCGCGAUGUUUGCGUUUUCUUGAUAAAUUAAUUAUUUUUAGUGUUUUAUUGUUCUCUAGAAGGAAUAACGUAUUGUUGGCCGAAGGCACUCAUAGUUCGGAGUGGAUACGUUCAGGGAGAGGUUUUUAAGGGGUAGGCGAUGGAGGUAGUAUCGUUGGUGAUGUACCCUCAUCGAAUCCCUCACACUUCGGAGCACGGGCUCCGGGGUGUCUUCCCCCUCCUCGUUGGGUAAGUGUUGCUAUAGUAGCGGACCGGUGGGGGUGAUCUUGACAGGAUUAAACCCGAUUGCGUUGGCCUUGCUGAUUAGUCCGGUGGCACUCCCUCGUCGUAGAGCAGGGCAUGUGAAGAUUUUCCUCUUCAUCGUAAAACAAAAAAAAAGUGUUUUAUUGUUAACAACAAAUUCAGAUCUAGACAUUUUCGAUAGUACGAUGGCUGAGGACUAUUUUGGAGACAUAGUUAUCCGACUAACAAAUUUAUUUCUUGUAGUUUACCAUUGUAACUGUCUGUACAAUUGGUGAUUGUUUAUUGCUAUUGUUGCUUAUUUUGCAAGUAAUAAUAUUGAGAGUAGCAUAUUUUGUGAGCAACAAAUUUUGACGUUAUUUCUUCGAUAUAAAGGUAUUGUUCCACUAACUUAAACUUCCUUUAGCAAAACAUUAUUUAAAAAAUAAAAUUAAUAGAGCAACAAAUUGUUCUUUGGCAACUUUUUAGCAACAAAUGAGCAACAAAUAAAAAAAUUAGUUUGAAUUGAUUCUGCUCACUUUGUUCCGCUAACUUAUAGGACGUGAUUGUAUUGCACACUGAAGAAUAUUCUUCGACGAAUGUUGAACUUUUAAUAAAUGUACAACUAUAUCAAUAUUGGACAUAAUGAAACGAGCAAUUAGAAAUGCAAAGCAGCCAACGCGUUUUGCAGAUAUGGUCCCAUUUGCAACCUCCUCAUCUGAAAACGAGCCACCUAGACGAAAACGUUUAUUAAACGAUUCAGUAUCUAUUAAGGAUGAUAUUCAACAACUCAAAUCAGCAAUGGCUAGUCAUUUUCAGAAAGGACCGAAACGAGAUGAACACGUUCGAACAUAUUCUAAGAAAGAAUCAAAACAAGAUAAACACGUUCGAACAUCUUCAGAAAAUGAACCAAAACAAGAUGAACACGUCGGAAAACUCACGUUGCCAAAACACUCCUUGUCACAACCUUUGCUAAAAAAUAUUUCCUCUCAUUCUAAACCUUUAAGCACGUCAUUUUUACAAAGAAAUCCUCUGACUCCACGUUCUCCAUCUGAUCGUACUGUUCAUGUAGAUUUUCGUAGCAACCGCUCUCUGACUGCACAUUUAUCAUCAAACCGUACUACCAUAGAUUCAUCAGAUUGCACAACCUAUAUAGAUUCUCAUAGGAACCGUUCUAUAACUCCACAAUCAUUAUCGAACUGUACUGUCCAUGUUGAAUCUGAUAACUCUCCGACUCUAUAUUCAUCAUCAAAUCACACUAUUCAUGAAUCUCACGAGAACCGUUCUCUAACUCCACAUUUAUCUGACCGUACUGUUGAUGUCGAUUCCGAUUAUAACUGCUCUCUGACUCCACAUUCACCAUCAAAUCGUACUGCUCAUGUAUCUCAAAUUGAUCGUUCCCCAACUUCUUCAUUUGGUCAACUUCAGCAUACUGAAACACGUCAAAGUACUUCCUACUCUGGCAAGCGUUCACAAACAAAACAAAGGGAUUCGGAUUCUUAUAAUUUCACAUCUGUUUGUUGUGAUACAUCGUCUCUUCAAGAUCAAGAAUUAUUUCCAAAAGAUUUACAAACUCGACGUAUCUACAAUACUAAUGAUGUCUCUCCGUUCCAAAUUCAAUCAAAGAAAUCAAACGAUGUUGCAAAUCCAAGACAAUGUGCAAAAAAUUGUGCGGGAAUUACAUGAUUUACCCAAAAAGAUAACUGAUUAACUCGGGACAUGAUUUAUAAAAUUGUGACAACACUACAUAAUGAGUCGAAGAGAAACAGAGAUUAGAAUAUAUGAAACAUGUAUAUUUUUAAGAUCAACAAUUCGGGACGAAGUCCGAAGGGCAAUUAAGGCUGCUCUUAUUCAAAAUGCCAAGGUUCUUUGCAAACCAACAUGUCUUUCUUUCAAAUCUCCAGAAGACUUAAAGAAUUUCGACAGACUAUCAAACAAAGUAUAUGCCGAUGUUGUUCGAUAUCUUAGUCAUGUUGGUGGCUGGACAGCACAGAGUUGUGCCAACUCUAUAUUAAAGGAGUCUGCAAAUGAUGAAGUCUUUAUUGACUUUACUUUCACGGGAUAUAAAGGAAAAAACAUAUUCAAAAGGUUACGUUUUGCAAAAGCUUGUGAAGAAGCAAUGGCGGCAAACCCCAAUUUUCAAUUAACGCAAACUGUAUUCAAGGAUGCUAUCACAGAAGCAUUGAGGUCGUCAAAACAAUGAUUCCGAAAUCGACAAGAGCUGCAAGUUGAAAAUGCUGAGAAUAGUAGCGAUGAUGAAACUGGUGACUCUUCAAACACCGAAAAUUAAUUAUGAUAAAUGGUACAGUCAUAAAGAACAGUUAUCUAUUCAGCGGAUGCAUGUUUCUCUACAAGAUGAUAACUUGAUUUC